Molecule: messenger RNA, 6948 nt
Organism: Numida meleagris (helmeted guineafowl)
Lineage: Eukaryota; Metazoa; Chordata; Aves; Galliformes; Numididae
Gene: GMIP
Product: GEM interacting protein
Exons: 21
Coding region: 2034-4907 (957 amino acids)
Biological process (GO): activation of GTPase activity; signal transduction; negative regulation of GTPase activity
Cellular component (GO): plasma membrane
Molecular function (GO): GTPase activator activity
Source: RefSeq, a predicted model, not a curated record
AUCGGGGCCUUUUAUCCUCUUUAUCACGUCAAUUUUGGGGGGCAGGAGGCGACACGAGAGUCGCCUUGCAGCUCUGGGUGCCAGUUCCUCCCCUUGGGGUUCCCGUCGAGAUCCUGAUCGUUCUGAUUCCAUUGAAUUCCCGUUGAGUUCUCAUUGACUUUCACUGCACUCUCAUCAGAUGCUCGUUGAAUUUCACUGAAUUUUCCUUGACUUUCACUGAACUCUCAUUGAAUUCUCCUUGAGUUCUCACUGAAUUCCAUUGAAUUCUCACUGAAUUUUCUCUGUCAUGGCAUUAUUUGAUGCAUUGGGACUGGACGUUGCCUUAGGUAAGAGGAAAGGGAGCAGACCACCUUUUUUGGGGGGCAGGAGGCGCGGUGUUCUCUCAGUGUUGGCACUUUGCACACUUUUGGUCAGAUCCCUCUGACCAGAAUAUGGCAAUAAUAAUUAAUAUCAAUUAGGAUCUCGUCUAUAGAACAGAAUCUUUUCACAGCAUUAAGCACGAGAAGCUCCUGUUGGGUCCCUCUCUGCUUUUUUUUGGAGGCACUUUUCCAGCCUGGAGGAGCGACAUCUGCAAUUAAUUUGCAGGCAUUCAGCUGCUUGCUGCCCUUUCUGGGGCCAAUUGCAAGCUAAUUAACGGCGUUCCGCCUUAAUUGCUGGUGUAGGAUCGUUAUCUCCAAGCUCUCAUGAUGCAGAUCAUGAGGCAGGCUGAUCAUUUAUUAAAUUCAUCAUCACCCUGUGAUUCUAAACCCUCCAAAGAGCGGUGUCUGGGACCUCUAGAAGCAACCCCACGCAUGGAUCAAUUAGCAACCCCUUGCAUCGACUUAUUAGCCCCCCCAUAUAUGGAUUUAUCGAUGAUCUCUGAUUUAAGCUGCAUUUUUAGGUCUCUCCGUGAAACUUUUAUCACCUGACCAAGAAUCCCAUUCUUUGCCUUUGAGACAUCCCACUGUGCCCUACCCCCACCAACAGAACCUUCUGUGUCGGGGUUGGUUUUCAUCCGUUUCCACAAAACGAAGAAGUUUGGGUGUGAAUUAAUUUCCUCAUCCCUAUGUUUGGGUUGGUUUUUUUUUGGCCCAUGAGAGUCUUUGAUUCAUCCCUCUGUCACCAGAUGAGAAGCGUUUGCAGCUCGCACCCUUUAUUUUUGAAGGGAAGGGAUGAUGUCGCAAGUGGAAAUUCUCAUCUCAGCCCCUCGACACGUCUCAUUAAUCCCCUCGUUAGUGCCCACUGCUAUUUAUGACUUCUGACUUUGCUAUUAUUUCCUGUCUGUUGGGAGCAAGCGCGCUGUUUGUUAGCAGCUCUGGCCUUUCCCCCCCCCCUUUUUUUUUUCAUAUUAUUUUCCCACUAAAAUGGGAAGAGGACACGAGGAAUCGGAGCGGCAGAUGGGAAACGGUUCUGCUUUUACAAAAGCCUUGGCGAGGAGCUUGGAUUAUUCUGAGCCGGGCAGGGAGGUGCUGAGCAAGGCACAAUUAGACGCAGUCCUAAUGACACCGCCUCGUUACACGGGGAGGACUUCACGCAGAAGCGGCGCUGAUUUGGGUUUUGAGACCUGAGAUUUUUCCCUUGGCCUCAUUUUUUUUCUUUUUUAGAGUUUGCACGAAGUGGAUUUUAUCCAUCUGCUGCUGAGAUGCGUUGAGCCCUCCUAGGCAGAACCAGCUUUGCCCUGGUUGGAAAACUUCAGAUAUUGCACUGAAAACUGCAAAAUUAAGUGCAGAGAAGAGGAAGGCACUGCCAGGAAAUCUCACAGCAAACUUGUGAUACCGAAAUCCGUCGGUGGUGCAGGGCUGAAUUGAGAGUUUGGGGCAAUGAUCUCAUGGCCUGGCUGGGAGGGAAGUGAUGCUUCUGCUGAACUGCAGAACAAGAGCUGCUAAAAAUAUCGUGGUGCUGAUGCCGCCGUGGGGCAGAGCGUUGCAGCUUCCUUCAGGCCCCGCGCUGGUCUCGACCGUCAAGAAAGGGUGCCUGAAAACAAGAAGCGCUACAGUGAGAUAUUCCGCAGCCUGGAUGCCAUAGAAAUCUCGAUUGGAAAUGCGGCAGUUGAUAUGUUCAUCGGUGACGCCGAUGACAUCGGCGACGCAGAGCUGCCCGAGGAAAGGGAGAUCGUUGCGCCAAGUGAAGAUUUCUCCAAGAGCAAAAGCAAUUCGGAGAGGCAAGUGCAGGGAGACCUGACAGUCGAGGAGGCGGAUGAAAUGCUGAUAAAAAACGAAGGCGGCAUUGACGCGGCCCUGGAGUACGCCAAACUGUGGUGUAAAUACGUCAAAGAGCUCCUCAGCUGGAUCGAGAAACGCCUGAAUUACGAGACAGAGUUUGCCAAAGGGAUCUUGAAGAUAGCGGAGUCGGGACGGAACGCCAUCAGCCAUCAGACCAAUAUGCCUCUUCGGACACUCUAUAUGAUGGUCUUGGAGCAUGAUAUCAAGAUUGGAAAUGCAGCCAGCGAGACCGUGGGGUUGCUCCAACAGAAGGAAUUCUACCAGCCUCUCUCGGCCAAGAAGAAUGAGAUUGAGAAGUGGAGGAAAGAGUUCAAAGAUCAGUGGACAAAGGAGCAGAAAAGAAUGAACGAAUCCCUGUCCUUGCUGCGCAAAUCCCGCCUGCAGUACAUCCAGCGCUGCGAGGAGCUGGAGAAAGCCAAGUUUCUGAGCGCAAAGGCCGAGGAUGAGUACCAGAACGUGGCCGUCGUCAGUCCCAGCAGUGCCAUCAAGCAGCUGGAGAAGCGACGGCGCUCCUGCGAGGAGGCACAAGCCAAGGUUCAGGAAACAGAAGCUUUUUUCAAGUCGUGCAUCAACGACGCCAACUUUCGACGACAGGAACUGGAGAAGGUGCGGGCGCGGAUCGUCUCCCACAUUCGGAAGCUCAUUUACCAAGGAGACGAGGUGCUGACGUGGGUCACGUUGAGGAUGUUUAAGCAGAGGCAGACUCAGUCAGAACCGAUCCCGGUGGGAUACCAGCACCUGUCUGAGGUCUGCAAGCCGUACAGAAUGGGCGAGAAAUACCUGGAGUUCAUCCAGGCUCUGCAGAAGAAAGACAUUUCCAUGGAGCACUUUGAAUUCGAGCCACUCUCUUGCGGAGGACAGAGGUCUCCUCCCAGCAGCAAAAAGAAGAUGCCGCUGCAUUACACGGGAUACAGCAAGGAUGGGAGCACCCCAGAAGAUACCCCCAGAAGGCACAUUUCCCCUAACGGAGAGCAGAGUGUGAACAAAUCCCUCUGCGGCGACAUGGAGAGCCUCGGUGGGAGCUGCGAGUCCCGAUCCCUGGACUCUCCCAACUCUAGCCCAGGAAACUCCACCAGGAAACUGUUGAAAGCUUCAUCCACAGGCACCGUGUCCUCCUCGGAUGACUUUGAAGAGAGAGAUUCGUUGCAAACUUCUGAAAACGAAAAUGGCACGUCCCAGCAGCAGUUCAGGAGCGCCGUCCUCUCCAGCGCGGCACAGACCCAUCGAUUCAGGAGACUGAGAGGGCCAACCAAGUGCAGAGAGUGCGACAAUUUCAUGGUCAACAGCUUCGAGUGUGAGGAGUGCUACCUGACCUGCCACAAGAAGUGUCUGGAGAGCCUGCUGAUCACCUGCGGCCGCAAGAAGCUGCCCAUCCGGGUGCCUCUCUUUGGCAUUGACUUCACCCAAGUUCCUCGAGACUUCCCGGAGGAGGUUCCCUUCAUCGUGGUGAAGUGCACCUCCGAAAUUGAAGCUCGUGCGUUGGGAGUGCAGGGGAUCUAUCGGAUAAGCGGAUCCAAAGCCCGGGUGGAAAAGCUGUGCCAAGCGUUUGAGAACGGCAGGAGCCUGGUGGAGCUCUCCGAGCAUUCACCCCACGACAUCACUGGUGUCCUGAAACAUUUCCUGAAGGAACUUUCGGGACCUAUUCUGCUGUACCAGCUCUAUGACGACAUCAUUGCGCUUGCCAAAGAGCUGCAAAAAGCUGGAGAAGAGAAGGUGGACUGCACGAGCUUCCCCUCAGAUCCCAUCCAGAGCAUGAAGGACUUGCUGAGCAAAUUGCCUGGGAGCAACUACAACACUCUGCGGCAUCUCAUCGCACACCUGUACAGGGUGGCAGAGAAAUAUGAAGAGAACAAGAUGUCCCCAAACAACCUGGGCAUCGUGUUUGGCCCCACUCUGAUCCGGCCGGGCUCAGGGAGCGACGUCUCCAUGUCCUGCCUUGUCGACUCCGGGUAUCAAGCCCAAAUUGUGGAGUUUCUCAUCCAGAACUACGAAAGGGUGUUCGGGAUGGAGGACCUGCCCUUAUCCUUAUCCCUCGGGUGUGAAAACCCUUUGCAAGAAGCGUCGACAGAAAAGGAUGAAGGACACCAGAGCCCAAACACAGCCCAGAAUGUAACUCUAGAGAAUCUCUCCUCCAAGCACGGUUCCAGUGUGGACAACGUGUCUGAUAUCUCUUCUUCCGGAGAAGCCAUCGAUGGGUUCGUGCUGGAGAGCGCCCACAGCUCCGAAGGUGGAGAAGCGAAUGCGAGCGUUGGCUCCGAGCCGGAGGACGCGGAGGAGAAGGCAGACAGCGAUUCAGAGCCGGUCCUUGGGACUCAGCCACGGGGCCACUUCAGCCGUCAGCCCGUGAAAUACGUCCGAGCACAGCCGAAAGCACGACCGCACAUUCCCAAGCCUUCCAGCUUGCCCUUGAGGGCUACCGCGUCACCCAGCGUGGCAACGGACUCUGGGGCAGAGGGCAGCCCCACUGAUGGCACCUGUACGGGGAAGGAGAUCCUGGAAGAGAGGACGAGGAGCAGGAACAGCUCUCCAGACAUGAGCACCCUCAGGCAUCGAGGGAAACAGCCCAAACGUUUCGAGAUCACCGAGGAAACCGCCAGGAUCAUCUCCAAGUUUAAAGCUGAUGAUGUUUCCGUGUCCCCCGAGCCUUCUUCGGAUGGGAAAGCGGUGAAAUUCGACGGAGAGACAAUCGCAGAGAAAAUCCCAUAAGGGAGACAGCUGGAAGGAGCGGAGAGGACUGCAGUCCCACUGAGAUGCUGCUGCAGAAAGGGAUAAGUAAAGAGAUGUGGGGCGAGAACAACAUCCCACAUCUGCACAUGCGGAGCAGGGAGGAGAAACACAUUUGCUUGGGUUGACCUGGCGGACUUUGAGCGAGCCCAGGAUUUGCUCAUUUGCUGAAAAAUCCAGCACAAACCCAAAGUCUCUCCCUGUGCAACAGGCCCACGAGGCACAAGAGGAGUGAAGGAAACACAGAUUGUCUCGAUAGAAUCGUGGGCUCACGGAGGUUGGAAAAGAUCGCUGAGAUCGUCCAGCCCGACCAUUUUCCAGCACUGAUUUUUCUCGGUUUUAUUUCAGCAUUUUUUUUUUUUUUGAGAGUUAUUCCAACAGAAGAAGGUCCAUAGGCAAAGUGUAGGUGCUCUGGGUGUCGCUGGAGUUUCCACUGGCUCAUCAGCACGAAGCCACAUGUAAAGAGGACAGACUUUGCCAGAUGAAGAGCCGCAGCGCAGCUCUCAUUUCUCCAAACUAUUUGGCUCUGUUGCCCUUAGAUCUUCAGCUUCUGCACUACUUGUGAUGCUGGUGUUGCCACGAAGGGGAGGAACCCAUGGCAGAGGAGAAGAUGUUCUUCACCCUACAACAAGGGCAACCCACCUUGCUGGGUCUCCAUCCCACCUGCACAGGGAUCGCCCCAAUUUCUGCCUCCCCGCGGCAGAUUUUCUGCAGAAAAAUAGGAACUCGGUCCUAUAGUGCCAUCUCGUGACACAUGCACGUAGAAGAGUCUUCCUACGCUGUUCCUGGGGAUAACUGCGCACUGUGGGAUGGCGUUACCGUCAAAGAAUGAGGAAAUCUGCAUGAAAUUUGGGAAACGGUGCAAAAUGCUGCACAAGGGCUGGUGUCGGUGAUUUCCACCCGCUGCAAAGACACUGGGAGAGGCGUGGAGAUGCCAAAGCAAGGGGAAAUCUUCCAUGUUCCCAGCCCGAAGGGAAACCUUCCAACUGCCAUCCCAAAGGGAAAACUUUUGCUCUUCCAGCCCAAAGGGAAACCUUCCAAUUGCAAACCCAAAGGGAAAACCUUCUGCUCUCCCAACCCAAAGGGAAAACCUUUUAUGUUCCCAACCCAAAAGGAAACCCUCCAAUUGCCAACCCAAAAAGAAACUUUCCUCUCUCCCAACCCAAGGGGAAACAUUCCAUGUUCCCAACCCAAAGGGAAACCUUCCACACUGCAAACCCAAAGGGAAACCUUCUGCUCUCCCAACCCAAAGGGAAUCCUUCAAUGUUCCCAACCCAAAGGGAAUCCUUCCACAUUCCCAACCCAAAGGGAAUCCUUCCAAUUGCCAACCCAAAAGGAAAACCUUCUGCUCUCCUAACCCAAAGGGAAACCUUCCACCUUCCCAACCUAAAGGGAAAACCUUCCGCUCUCCCAGCCCAAAGGGAAACCUUCCCUGUUCCCAACCCAAAGGGAAACCUUCUGCUCUCCCAACUCAAAGGAAAACCUUCUGCUCUCCCAACCCCAAGGGAAUCCUUCCACAUUCCCAACCCAAAGGGAAACCUUCCAAUUGCCAACCCAAAGGGAAACCUUCUGCUCUCCCAACCCAAAGGGAAACCUUCUGCUCUCCCAACCCAAAGGGAAACCUUCUGCUCUCCCAACCCCAAGGGAAUCCUUCCACGUUCCCAACCCAAAGGGAAACCUUCCAAUUGCCAACCCAAAAGGAUAGCUUCUGCUCUCCCAGCCCAAAGGGAAACCUUCCAAUUGCCAACCCAAAAGGAAACCUUCUGCUCUCCCAACCAGCUGAAGAGGUUAAACCACCCAAUUCCUCUCUCAUCUCAUCAAUGGACAUCGUUUCGGUCCUUUUUCUUAACGAAGUUGUAAAGGGAAAUGCUGAUGAUCUCUUGCUCCUAUUUGUACAGUUCAGGUUAUCAGAGUUUGCAUCUCUGGAGCGAUGUACAUUUGUGAAUAUAUCGCUUUGAAUACUAAGUUAUCAUCGACUGUAGAGCUUCUGUAAUAAAUUACCGGGUGUUUUAUUAUAACUUUC